This is a messenger RNA of Ochlerotatus camptorhynchus, 1302 nucleotides long. Its product is annotated as lipase 3-like. Lineage: Eukaryota; Metazoa; Arthropoda; Insecta; Diptera; Culicidae. Gene Ontology annotation, molecular function: hydrolase activity, acting on ester bonds. The record is from RefSeq and is a predicted model, not a curated record. Bases 37 to 1236 code for a protein of 399 amino acids. The transcript is spliced from 3 exons.
AGCUAUUAGUUCACCUUAACCACCGACCGAAUUAAGAUGAAGGAAUUACCAUUUGCUUUGGUGCUGGUCUUGUUCCUAGCCAGUGCUUACGCCCAGGUUCACCCAGAUAUCGCCGAAGAUGCCUAUUUGGAUUCUCUGGGACUCCUCCGGAAGUACGGCUACCCCGCUGAGGAGCACAUCGUUGAAACGGAUGAUGGCUACCUGCUGGGAGUUCACCGCUGUCCAGGCAGUCCCGUAUCGCCACCAGCAGCCGGAAAACCCGUAGUCUUGCUGCAGCACGGAAUGCUCAGUUCAUCGGCUGAUUAUAUCCUGAUGGGACCGCAAACCAGUCUGGUCUACAUGUUGGCCGACGCCGGGUACGAUGUUUGGAUGGGCAACUCCCGUGGCAAUCGGUACUCCAACCGCCACCGCUCGAGGAACAACCAAACUCAAGUGUUUUGGGACUUUUCGUGGCAUGAGGUUGGAAGCAUCGACGUGCCGAAUGUGAUUGAUUACAUCCUGGCACGGACGGGGCAGCAAAAUCUACAGUACAUCGGACACUCGCAGGGUACCACAGUUUUCUGGGUGAUGAUGUCCCAGCAUCCGUACUACAACCAGAGGGUUAAGAGUGCCCAUCUACUGGCCCCUGCUGCGUACAUGCACCGGACGAGAAGUCCCUACGUUAUUUUCUUGGCCGCAUAUCUACACACGACAGAGCUGAUGUUGCAGAUGAUGGGGACUUACUACUUCGCACCAACGAAUGAAAUGGACAUUCAAGGUGGUAUCGAUCAGUGCCGAGAUGGAGCACCAUAUCAGCAGAUGUGUACCAUGACUACGUUCCUGAUGGCUGGCUUUAACUCCCAGGAGGUUAACUACACCAUGCUUCCGGUCAUGCAUGGCCAUUCACCCGCAGGUGCUUCUGCCAUGCAAAUGAUCCACCAUGCCCAGACGGUCCGUUCGCAUAUCUUCCGCCAGUAUGACUAUGGACCGGCAGAAAACAUGAUCCGCUACGGAUCGUUGACUCCACCAAACUACAACCUAAACAACGUCCAGGCUCCGACGCUGCUGUACCACAGUACCAACGAUUGGUUGGCCACCCCGGAAGAUGUCCUGCUCCUGGCCGGUCAGCUUCCGAAUGUCCGCAAGCGAUACCUUGUUCCACUGCACGCAUUCAACCACAUGGACUUCGUCUGGGCCAUCAACGUGCGAUCGCUACUGUACGAUGAACUGUUGGCCGAUUUGCGCGCGUACGCUUGAGUGGGACACCUGGUGGCACUUGAAUAACACUUGAAAUUGAAACGAACACUGAACUGGUUUUAACUA